Silurus meridionalis is the source of this 3910-nucleotide messenger RNA. Its product is annotated as A disintegrin and metalloproteinase with thrombospondin motifs 14. Bases 166 to 3678 code for a protein of 1170 amino acids. The transcript is spliced from 22 exons. Lineage: Eukaryota; Metazoa; Chordata; Actinopteri; Siluriformes; Siluridae. Gene Ontology annotation, biological process: proteolysis; extracellular matrix organization. Gene Ontology annotation, molecular function: metalloendopeptidase activity. Gene Ontology annotation, cellular component: extracellular matrix. The record is from RefSeq and is a predicted model, not a curated record.
GUGUGUGUGUGCGUGCAGGCCGGAGAGGAACACCACUCAGCUGAAGUACUCAAUGCCACUGCGCCUCGCGCACACACACACACACACACACACACAUUGCUCCAAUGCUAGGAGCACGGCAGCGGUGUGUUGAGUGUGUGUGUCUGCGUUCAGAGUAACACCGAUAUGGAUUACUUUUACCUCCUGCUCUGCGCCGUCACUCUCGGGCUGGAGAACUCCAGAGCAAGUCUAUCUGAUAAGCUGAGUGAGUUUGGACUCAUCGUCCCCUUCAGCACAGACUCUCGAGGGCGCUACGUGUCUCACAUGGUCUCCUCUGGCUCGGCGUGGACGUUACCCUCGGAGCGAAGGCGAGUGGCUCGCAGCGCACCUGUAGCCUCCUCCAGGUAUCUGUUCUUUAACAUCACUGUGUUCGGGAAGGAACUCCAUCUGCGACUGAAGGCCAAUCGGAGACUGGUGGCUCCUGGUGCUUUUGCUGAGUGGCACGAUGACUUUGAAGAAAAGCAGAAGGAGCGGAUAAACAACGAGUGUCUGUUCACCGGAGACAUCAGUGACAUGCAGCACGCUUCAGUGGCCAUCAGUAACUGUGACGGACUUGCCGGACUGAUUCGCACGGAUAACGGCGAGUUCUUCAUCGAGCCACUGCAGAAAGGUCAGCAGGAGUCAGAGGUUCAUGGGCGAGUUCAUGUGGUGUAUCCCAGAUCAGCGGUUAAACGACAGAAUCAGGAAGAUCUGCAUAACGAAGUUCCAGAUUUUGGAAUAGCUGAGCUCCCGAAUGCUCUGGAUCUAGUAGAGCAGAAGCUUUCUGAAUCGGAUCGUAAACGCAGACAUGCUAAAAAAGAUGCCUACAGCAUCGAGGUUCUCCUGGCUGUAGACGACUCUGUGGUGCGCUUCCAUGGCAAAGAACAUGUACAGAACUACGUUCUUACACUUAUGAACAUAGUAGAUGAAAUAUACCAUGAUGAAUCUCUGGGCACCAGCAUCAACGUCGUUAUCGUCCGGAUGAUUAUGGUGGGCUACAGGCAGUCCGUGAGCCUGAUCGAGCGAGGGAACCCGUCUCGCAGUCUUGAGCAGGUGUGUCGUUGGGCAAACACGCAGCAAAGACAGGACCUGAAACACGCUGAGCACCAUGACCACGCCAUCUUCCUCUCCAGGCAAGACUUUGGUCCUGCAGGUAUGCAAGGUUAUGCCCCCGUGACGGGAAUGUGCCACCCUCUGAGGAGCUGCACGCUGAACCACGAAGACGGAUUUUCCUCGGCGUUCGUCGUCGCUCACGAAACCGGCCACGUGUUGGGUAUGGAACAUGAUGGUCAGGGGAACCGGUGUGGAGAUGAGACCAGUAUGGGAAGCAUUAUGGCUCCGCUGGUUCAGGCGGCGUUUCACAGAUACCACUGGUCCCGCUGCAGCAAACAGGAACUCAACCGCUACUUACAUUCGUAUGAUUGUUUGUUAGACGACCCGUUUGAACACAAGUGGCCCAAACUCCCAGAGCUGCCGGGUAUCAACUACUCGAUGGAUGAACAGUGUCGCUUUGACUUCGGUGUUGGUUACACCAUGUGUACAGCUUUCAGGACGUAUGAUCCGUGUAAGCAGUUGUGGUGUAGUCAUCCUGAUAAUCAGUAUUUUUGUAAGACAAAGAAAGGACCUCCAGUGGAUGGGACGGAGUGCGCACCUGGCAAGUGGUGUUUUAAAGGUCACUGCAUCUGGAGAUCAUCUGACCAGCUGUAUGGUCAUGAUGGAGGAUGGAGUCCAUGGGGAAGGUUUGGGUCCUGCUCCAGAACAUGUGGGGGAGGGGUUCGCUCUCGCAGCCGGCAGUGUAACAACCCACCUCCAGCGUAUGGGGGACGUGAAUGUCCAGGCUCUGAGUUUGAUUAUCAGUUGUGUAACACUGAGGACUGUCCCGGUCCUUAUGAGGACUUCAGAGCGCAGCAGUGUGUACAACGCAGCAACAAAUACCACAACAACAUCAAACACACCUGGCUGCCUUAUGAACAUCCGCAAGAGGACCGUAAGUGUGAGCUCAGUUGUCUCUCUAAAGAGACAGGGGAGGUGGUGUUCAUGAAUCAGGUGAUGCAUGAUGGGACAAGAUGCAGUUACACUGAUCCAUUCAGUGUAUGUGCCAGAGGAGAUUGUUUGCAUGUAGGGUGUGAUAGAGAAGUUGGAUCAUAUAAACAGGAGGAUAAAUGCGGUGUGUGUGAAGGAGACAACUCUCACUGCCGCACUGUCAAACUGACUCUCACCAAAACCCCCAAAAUCAAAGGAUUGUUGAAGGUGUUUGAUAUCCCAGCAGGAGCGAGGCACAUCGUGAUUGAGGAGAACACACCGUCUCCACACCUCAUGGCGGUUAAAAGUCAGGUGACUGAGAGUUUCAUCCUGAACGCUAAAGGAGACGAGGUGAAGAGCAGGACGUUUAUAGAGAGUGGUGUGGAGUGGGAGUACACAAUCCACGAGGAGAAGGAGACCCUCAAAACCACUGGCCCUCUGAAUGAAGCCAUCAUAGUACUGGUGGUUCCUAAAGAAGAAGACAGGAAGAUCAGUUUGAGUUAUAAAUACAUCAUCCAUGAGGAUCUGGUUCCUGUGAUCACCAACAACAACGUGCUGUUAUCUGAGCUGGACAGCUACGACUGGGCACUGAAGGACUGGACACCAUGCACCAAGCCCUGCGGAGGAGGUGUACAGUACACUAAGUAUGGCUGUAGAAGGAAGAGUGAUGGACAUUUGGUACAGAGAACUCUUUGUGACGUCAGUAAGAGACCCAAACCUAUCCGCAAACGCUGCAACAUCUACGACUGCAGUCCACCCACGUGGAUAACAGAGGACUGGGGUGUGUGCAGUAAGUCAUGUGGUAUGAUGGGUAUUCAGUCCCGUGUGGUUCAGUGUGUUCAUCCUCAACACAACGGCACACACAGAGUCCUCCACACCAAAUACUGCACCUCAGACAAACCACCCACACACAGAGUGUGUAACACCACCACACUCUGCCCUGCCCAGUGGAGGACCGGAGCCUGGUCACAGUGUUCAGCGACGUGUGCUGAGGGAAUCAGGCAGCGUCAGGUUGUGUGCAGAUCUUCAGAAAACACUUCAGCUCAGUGUGAAGGAGAGCAACCUGAGAGUGUGUCCAUCUGCAGACUCUCACCAUGUCCAGGAGAUCCAUCUCUCUCUACCCCUGCUGACUCAGCAGAUAACCACACGGGUGAUGGAGACCUCGAUAAGAUCUUGAAUGAACCUUGUCUUGAGGAUAAAUCGAUUUUCUGUCAGAUGGAGGUCUCGUCUCGGUACUGUUCUAUUCCUGGAUAUAAUAGGCUUUGCUGCGAGUCAUGUUUUAGGAAAAUGGGAGUUCCCACAGCAACACCUCGUCUCCACUCUCCCUCGCUUCCUCCUUCCACUGAUCCUUCUAUUCUGCUGACUACAUCGUCUUCACUCACUGGGCCAAGUCUAAUUACAGCUCCUCCCAGCCCUAACCCUGAUCAGGUGUCCUCUCAGACUCCUCCACUUCCUGCUUCACCUCUACCUCCAGAGCUGACUGCUAGUCUUAGCACUAGCACUAGCGUCAGUGCCACUGAUCAACCUUCUCAGGACCAGAAGACGGAGAAAGCAGAACCUCACAGCAGCACUUUAUCUCCAACAGGAACGGACAUUAAAACGGACUCCCCCAACAGGAACGUCACAGUGGUCGCAUGAUCAGGAAGUGACACACUCCUGUUUUCUGAAUGGUGCUGACUGCAUGGUGCCGAUGAAAAACCUCUCAGAUGUUGUUUGUUUGUUUGUUUGUCAACAGUCUGUGCCAGUUAUGGGUUACCUCAGAGUUCUAACCACAUAACCAACAUUACCCAUAAAACCCUGCCACAUGGAAGUCCACAUUAAAAGGUGCUGUUGUUUUUAACUACUAUGAAUAACAUGUUGAAGUUCACCA